CUCUUUCUAAUUUAAUUAUUAAUCAUAAAGAACCCCUAUGUGACACUCACAAAAUUCUCAUAGUUUCUUAAAUUUGUUGUGUUUACUUUAUUUGUUGUUAACAAAUCGCUUAACUAGGGACAUGGGUAAGAAGUUAGGAGAGGAAUUGGAGCUGCCAGUAGCCAGUUGGCAUCGUGGUCUAUCCCUCAUUCAAAUGCAGGCGGCUGAUCAGUUGGCAAAUACCUUGACAUACGAUAUCAGAGGCACACGGGAUUGUCUUUUGCGCCUGGGAGUGCGUCCGCUGGUCAGGAAUCAGCAACUCCUCAGGAUUGUGCAGCUAAGUCGUGGUCAGAAGCUGGCCUUUCUAUACUUCCUGUACCAGGAACACUACAAAUCUAGCGGUCCAUGUGGAAAAUACACGAUUAAUGGACAACUUCUGCUUUCGGCCAUCGCCUAUCUGGAUCUGCCGGCCACUUUUCGAGCGCUGGACAAAGUUCUACCACUAAGCUGGAAUCGUGUCAGAUUAUUAAAUGCUACACCUGGCCCACAAAAGAAGAAGUCUCGACAGCCCUCCUUCGUAACUCCAAAUCCAACCAUGUAUGAAUCGUAUAAGCAAAACGAGAUGGAAGACGAGAUGCCUCUGGACUUACGGGCCACUUUUCGAGCACUCGACAAAGUGCUUUCCUCACAAAUGGCACAAACAAAGACUCGUCGUUCGACGGGUGAAUCUCGCAAAAAAGCAAAGCCCUACUUUCAGAAGCAGCCCCGUCCAAAAUCAUCCCGCCCAUCCACCUAUUAUUCAGCGAAUUUCCCGCUGUUUAAGGUGCAGAUACCCAACGAGGAGGGGGAUCCAAAAGACGAUGACGACCGAUGGUUCGCCGACUUUGAGCUCCAUCCGAUCCAGCGCACAGUGAAGGCGGUAAUCAACCACGAGCUCUGUCACCUGUUCGAUCAAGUAGACGAGGCACCCAGCGAUCCUGAGGCACAGGAUCAGGAACCAAGGAAUCUGUGCCAGUUCCAUGAGGAAACCCGAUCUCAGGAGCGAAAGGCUUUCCUCCUCGAACAGCAACAAAGAUACCUGGAUAUGAUCGACAUGGAAAAGAGAGAAAAGCGGUUAACAAGGGAGCGGAUUGUGUAUCACCUGAACCGGGACGUGGAUGAGUACCUUCUUAAGUUCGGCGACAAGGGCUGGAGUCCCGGAGUGCCUGCCAUGCGGAAACCCGGCUGUGCCGCCUGCAGUGAACUGGUCCACGUGAGCCUGGAGACUCCUCCCCAGGUGCUGCUCCUCGAAGGUGAAUGGGGACGACUGUACGACAGGAGUGGGCCCAAGAUGCGGUUAUGUGGGGGUGAGGAUGGGAACCGAAAGUCCCCGAAAGAAAGGACUACUGGUUACUUUACGGCCACCAGGAGUCACAGCCCCUAUGCCUUUAACUAUCCACGGAUAUUCGAACCUUUGGACGGCAAAGAGCCUAUUGGGAGUUCCGUGAUCAAAGCCCUCGACGAAGAUGAGGAAUGGCCUGUGCCCAGGACAAUUAGGAGGGGCCACAUCGACGAAGCUAUCUCACGGUGUGUGCGGAAAAUCUUUGAGAAGAGUUUGCUGGCAGUGCCAUGUGUGGCCACGCCCAAAAGGUCCCAGGAACGCCUCGUCUAUGACCGCAAACGGGUCGAUCCGGAUGACGAGGAGUUCAUGGACCAGAUGCUGAGCGAUGCCUUCCUGGUUCUCCAACGUGAUCGCAGUCUUGUGCUGGCCAGCCUGCCCGAUGCUCACCAAUUGCCGGAGCUGCGGGAGUGGAUACGGCGGCGAUAUGGCAAGCGAUAUGGUCCACAAACCGAUGCGGAGGCAGAAAGGGCUAAGCAAAAGACAUUGAAACUGGCCGGGAUGGAGAGGAAAUUGGUUCCGCUGUUGGCUAACAUAGAUCCCCGGACGGUGCAGACAAGGCCCGUGCCCUAUACCCUCUAUGAGGACAUCAUGGCCGUGGCUAAUCAGUUCAAGAAAUCGUUCCGGGAGAACGUCCUGCAGAUCAUCCUCAAGCAAACGCGACUCUGCUGGCAGGCGCAGCACCAUCUGCGGGUCAACAAUAGUUCCGGACUCCUUCGCACCUUCUUCACAUAUCUACCGAGCUGCUCCAGCGACAGAGAUCCCACCUUGAGUCUCUACUUGGCACAGAAAUAGUUGGCUCCAAAUAGUUAAACUUCCUAUUUUACAUGCUUUUUUUAAUACCCCAUAUUAUUUCAUAUAUAUCUUAUCAAAUAGAAUGAACAUCUUUGAACCUAGAUGGUUUCAUUCUGUUUGGAAAAGAUAAAUGUGAUUAUAGGUGAUAUUCAUUCAAAAUAUCAGCUCUAAAAUAGGAUAUCAAUCGGCUCACUUAUUUUUAUUCGAAAUUAAUUUGUUUUAAAUUUUCUUUAUUAUUUUUAACCAUUUGACAAGGGAGCUGAAUCGCUUUCAAAUUUCAGUGUAACUGAAUUAGCUAAACAUUUUUAUUAAAUGUCAACACACAUUCCUCUUUAUGUAUAUAGGGAGCUAACAACAAAUUAAUGUUUAUAAUGGCAGUCAAAAAUUCAAAUUA
Drosophila gunungcola (fruit fly) is the source of this 2546-nucleotide messenger RNA. RefSeq lists its product as uncharacterized. The transcript has 3 exons. The record is from RefSeq and is a predicted model, not a curated record. Lineage: Eukaryota; Metazoa; Arthropoda; Insecta; Diptera; Drosophilidae. Bases 122 to 2152 code for a protein of 676 amino acids.